Alternaria atra is the source of this 2610-nucleotide messenger RNA. RefSeq lists its product as uncharacterized. Lineage: Eukaryota; Fungi; Ascomycota; Dothideomycetes; Pleosporales; Pleosporaceae. The record is from RefSeq and is a predicted model, not a curated record. The transcript has 2 exons. The coding region runs from base 1 to 2610 and encodes 869 amino acids.
AUGCUGGGAGACAAGAAGAAGUCGAGCCGUCGGCUGUCGAGUCUGUUCGGAUCAUCUGGAUCGUCCGAGCCAUCAGGGUCUACGGAUACGAAGCUGAGCCCAACGCCUACCUCGUCAGAGUCAAGCAGCCGCCUGACCAAAGUGCGCAACCGCCUCUCUUCUGCGACACACCUCACGCCCGAAUAUCCCCCACCAGCUGCGCCCACAUCUCCACGUCAGGUGUCUCUAUCCAACCCCACUAUCCAACCAGUUGAGCCUGCCGACCUUGAGCCCCUCGAGCCGCCGCCGCCGCUUGACGUCCCUUCGCGCGCAUCGUCUCCAGCUAGUAGCCGACCAGGAACACCGAGCUUGGAUCCAUCCCCUGAGGGCAAGCUGAAGAAACUGCGCAGGAAGAGCGGCCUAUUUGGAGCUCCCCCAAAUGGCAUUGAGGGAAUAGGUGGCGCGCAUAGCCGGACAUCGUCAGGCAAUGCUAGCCCGCUUGCGUGGAUAGUUGGACACAAGGGCAAAGUGCCAUACAACCUGACGUUUUUGUUAAACGGUGAAAAGGUACCUGAACUAUGGGACGAUGCAGGAGACACAUUUGUCUACCUCUUUCCCCGCACAUCUGACAAGGGCCCCUCCUUCCGUAUCGACUCCUCCGUCUACGCAGCAUCGCAGCAGCUCACCCGACUUGUACACGGCAGCCUCUACAGCGAUGCAAAUGUGCCUCCGCUAGACCUGGCGGACAGGACGUCGCGACGUGUGUCCCGCGACGCUUAUGGCGAACAGUCACGGACCGGGUCCCCCGACCAAAGUCAGAUAGGAAGCUCGGACGAAUCCAUAUCCAAAGGGUCCAGAGCGCUAAGCGACGCCAUAGAGGACGAGUACACCGAGAAGCAUCUCUACAUGCCGAUCUCGCUGAGCUCAGACUCUGCCAUUACUCCUCAAGAACCACGACUCAACGCAAACGAUACCGACACAUUGGUCACGUACCGCAACUUCUUCGCUUUCCUCAUUGGACAAUCGCUGGUCGCUACGGAGCGUCAUUCGGACAUAUUCGACAUAUUCUUGCGGAUAGGCGACAUACUAUCGCACUAUGCUUUCUCCAACGUCGACGGAUCCACCUUUGGUGAAGUCGCUGCUUCGAGCUUUGACUGCUAUGUGGACGAAUUGACCCUUGCAGAUGUCCGCCACAGCCGCGAGAAGACCAUAGAAGCCAUCGUACUGGGAGAAAAGUUGCGCUCCAUGUCACUGUACACGGAAGGCUUCGUCCACGCUGCUGGAAAGUACGACAGCAUCAAAGAGCUAGACUCGCCCAAAUUUGCCAUGGUCAGCCCCAAGAGUGCUACGCGGCUAACCCGUGCUGCUAUGGAUCUGGACAACCGCGAAGCCACCGUCAAUGGAAAGCUCAAAGACUUUGAGUUUCCAAAUAUCUUCGCCGGUAUCAUGAACAGCGCCAUGGCAAGCGAAGGCAAGGUCAUUAGCUUCAAGAAAUGGAGGGCUGCCUUCAUGACGACCAAGUCAUUCGUUAUGGACUACUACAGGCACAAGUACGGUUCAUGGCUACCGAAAGCCAAGUCGAAGAAGAACAACCUGACCACGAGCGGUCUCAACCGACUGGUGUUGCUGGAGAUUUACCGCGACAUGUCCAACUUAUAUGACCUCCUCGUAGACAGGAAGAACUUGACCAACCGCACCGCGGAUGGCUUUAUCGCAGAAGACGAGGGAACGGAUAUCGAAUCCAUCGUUGCGCGUGCGCUUCGAAAAGUCUUGAGCGAAUACGAUCGUAGCACUCCACCAGUCGCGCCACCGAUUCCUUUUGAUCUACCGCUAUACCCCAUCUCGCAGAACGCAAAGACGGGCGACAAGAAGAAGGACGCGAAAGCGCGUGGGAAGAAGCUGCAUAAAGAUGAUGUCGCGAAACUGCUAAAGCAAUCGCAUAACGCAGACGCCGAGCAGCAGACACCAUUUUUGGAGGCUUUCCGCCAGUUUGAGUUUAAGCAAGCCACAGGCUCUAACAUGGACGACAUGUGGGACAUGCGGUCGGGACAGUGGCUAUUUUUGUACGCCGUCAUCCAGUCACUACCCAUGUUGGUCGUAGACGCACCCGGCGUGCGGUUUACCGAGGGCGUAGAGUACUUUUUGUGCGAGGUUCCUCGAAGCGGUGUACCGUGGGCUCGGGAGGACACAACACGAUCUCGAACAUGGUUCGGUGUAGCAGGAGGAGCACAGGUCGUCAGCUUACCAACAGAUGUUGUCGAACACGGAGUUGAGGGCACCUUCCGAAGAUCUCACUGCUGGAAGAAGGCACAAGAAUGGGCAGCGGACGAUACACUUCUCAACGCCGCAAUGCAGGAACUUAACGCGGAAGCUUCGCCGUUACCGCCGCCACCUGGUUUCCUUGACCCUUCAGCGGCUGCUCGUGGUCGCUCUCAGAGCCCGGACCGUCGGCGUGAGAGUGUCAUGAACCUAGGAUUGGAAGCGUUACCUCUGCCUCCUGGUGUAGCUCCGCCAAUGCCCAUGGGCUCGCCCUCGCUGAGACCGGCAUCAAAUCAUGACCCUAACAAGACAUUCGACGACAUACUUGGAACGACGCCUGACAGUGGCAAGUCUAAGAAGAAGAAGAAAUGA